AUAGCAGAGAGAGAGAGAGAGAGAGAGAGAGAGAGAGAGAGAGAGAGAAGCUCUCUGAUACUGAACACUGCUCGGUCCUCGGCUGCAGGGUCGGGUUAGAGGAGAGGAUAUAUAUGUAUGUAUAUAUAUAUGUAUAUAUACAUACAUAUAUAUAUAUACAUAUACAGGACACAGAGGAUCUGAUCUCGGGAUUGGCUGCUGCUCUCUGGCCUCCCGUCCGGACGGGCAGCACCGCGUCUUUAUUCCGUCUCUGCGGAACGUGACCCAGACAUACCGCGAGAACACCGACAUGACCAUGGAUUAAACACGUUUAUCUUCUCAGAAAGGCUCCAGAUGUUGAACAUGUCCGCUCCCGGCGAGCUGAAGUCUCCCUGCGUGACGCGUAACGGCAUGGUGAAGCUGCCCCCCGCCCAGCCCAACGGCAUGCUGAGCGCCAGCAUCACCAAGGGCACGCCCGCCGCCAAGAACCGCCUGUGCCAGUCCUCCUCCGCCUCGGUGCCCUCCAUCCUCCCCCCCCCACCCUCCCCGCUGCCCUACCACCAUCACCACCACCUGCACCACCACCCCCACCCCCUCCUGCACCUGGAGGCCGGCCUGGGCCCCCAGGGGGGCUGCGGGCCCCACCCCGGUCUGGGGGCUGGCCUGCUGAUGGGCCCCAACGGCCUGGAGGCGGGAAAGCCCCCGCUGGCCCUGAAGCCCUCCCUCCGCCCGCUGCAGCUGCCCCCCCUCACGCUGCCCAAGCCCCUGCUGCCGGCCGAGCGCCAGCUGGUGCUGGACGAGAAGCUGCUGAACCGGCUGCUGUGGUUCUUCACCACGGCCGAGAAAUGCGCGCUGGCGCAGGUCUGCAAGACGUGGCGUAAGGUGCUGUACCAGCCCAAGUUCUGGGAGGGCGUGAUGCCCAUCCUGCACGCCAAGGAGCUGUAUGCCCUGCAGCCCAGCGGGGACAAGGAGUUUGUCAGCCUGCAGGCCUUCGCCCUGCGCGGCUUCCAGGCCUUCUGCUUGGUGGGCGUGUCCGACCUGGACAUCUGCGAGUUCAUCGACAACUACCCCCUGUCCAAGAAGGGCGUGCGCUCCGUCAGCCUGAAGCGCUCCACCAUCACCGACGCCGGCCUGGAGGUGAUGCUGGAGCAGAUGCAGGGUCUCAUGCACCUGGAGCUGUCGGGCUGCAACGACUUCACGGAGGCCGGCCUCUGGUCCAGCCUCAACGCCCGCCUCACCUCGCUCAGUGUCAGCGACUGCAUCAACGUGGCAGACGACGCAAUCGCCGCAAUCUCCCAGCUCCUCCCCAACCUGUCGGAGCUCAGCCUGCAGGCCUACCACGUCACGGACACGGCCAUGGCCUACUUCACCGCCAAACAGGGCUACACCACCCACACCCUGCGGCUGCACUCUUGCUGGGAGAUCACCAACCACGGAGUGGUCAACAUGGUGCACAGCCUCCCCAACCUCACCGCCCUCAGCCUCUCCGGCUGCUCCAAGAUCACAGACGACGGCGUGGAGCUGGUGGCCGAGAACCUGCGCAAGCUGCGGAGCCUGGACCUGUCCUGGUGCCCGCGGGUCACCGACAUGGCCCUGGAGUACAUCGCCUGCGACCUGCACAAGCUGGAGGAGCUGGUCCUGGACAGGUGCGUGCGGAUCACAGACACCGGCCUGGGCUACCUGUCAACCAUGUCCACACUGAGGAGUCUCUACCUGCGCUGGUGUUGUCAGGUACAAGACUUUGGGCUCCAGCAUUUGUUUGGAAUGAGAAGUCUUCGUCUCCUAUCCCUCGCAGGCUGCCCCCUGCUGACCACCACAGGUCUCUCUGGGCUGAUCCAGCUGCAGGACCUCGAGGAGCUGGAGCUCACCAACUGCCCUGGGGCCACGGCGGAGCUCUUCAAGUACUACUCCCAGCACCUGCCCCACUGCAUGGUGAUCGAGUAGGGCUCCUCCUCACGCCCUGAGGAACACCACACAGAGAGACGCCAACCACACUUGAACUCCCUACCACCUCCUCGUCCUUGUUAUUUUCUUGCCUCUCAUUGAAAGUCCCCCCCCCCCCUCCUCCUGGAAGCAACCCCCCCUCAUCAUCAAUUGGACUUGCAGCCGGGCAGAGUGACAAGCGAUGGAAGGUACCGAAGGCUCUAACCCUUUUCCUGGUGGGAUGUGAUGGACGUUAUGAUCUUGAGGCGCCAGAGGGGGCGCCAGAGGGAGAUGGAGAUCCUUGGCGAGGCAUUCUUGCCUGACUUGAUUAUUUUUUUUUUUAAGUGAAAAAGAAACGUUUACAAAGGGAGAUGGAAAGCUGGAGGAAAGCUUUUCUAAUUGACCGAAGUGUGUUUUCCUGCAAUGUUUCAAAUACUAAGAAAGGUUUGGUGCUGAACAUGGCAUGGACAUAGCACCAGCAAAGGCAGAAUGAAAGACUUUCGAAGACACCACGAAACUAUGUUCAUAGACUACUAAAGACUAUUGCAGACAUAAUGUUAUGUGACAAAUGAAACAGAUGUUACUUCUCCAGAUAAUUAGUACUCUCAUUGAUAUUUCCAUUACUUGGUGUAAUAUAGUUCCUAUUAUUUUUCUCAGAAGGUGACCUCUCUCUUUGUGGAGUUGUGACGCCCAGAGAGAGAAAGAGUUGUGAUGCUAGCUCCAGAUGAUUGGUGGGUGCUCGAGGUGCUGACAGCUGUUCUUGAGAACCAAAGAGCAGCUGAAUCAGGAUCAGAUAACAAGGGAUGGGUUAAUUUGACGCAAAGAGCAUGGACAGAACUCCUCUCCUCUUCUCCUGGCCCUCAGAGGGCCGACCCCCGUUCUGUGGAAUCCACCACCAGGGUUUACUUUGUUCAUUUCUAUGUCUAUAUCAAAUUCAAAAGAGUUGCACGCUUUAUUCACUUGUCUUGAAUACACUUUAUCUUUUGUUUAAUCCUUCAACAUAUAUAUCAAUUUUAUUUUGAUGUCCAGAGAAGCCUUGUUGUUCUCUUUAAUUUUCAAUUUCAUUUUGUUUUACUAAGCAAGGGUUACAACUGUUAAAGGAGACACCAAUGUGCAAAUCAAGAAACUACAACCCCCAGGAGCCCUCUGUCCCCGUAGUGGAGGCGCCAUACUGGAGGAUAACAUGGCUCCAGAGUCUGAAGACCAAAGGGCCACUUUCAGCCAUUUGUGGCAUGUGUCAAAAGAAUGACAGUAAGGUUUUUGUAAUCAAUAAUUAGGUUUCUGAUGAAUAUUUAGCGACUCAUGGUGAAUAUAAUAAUAUUUUGGGGGUCUUUUUUUAGCCAACAUACAAGUUAUUUUCCUAUGUUAAAAUGACAAAUAUUUUGGAUUGGGUGAUAGUUCUAUUUAAUUAACCCAAGCAACAUUUGUUUUUAUGCCAGUGAUUGUUAAUCAAACACACACUAAUGACUCAGCAAUGAUUUGUGCCAUUGUGGAGGGCUCUGUGUGAGAGCCGUCACAGGUAAGGCUUUAAACACAGACCCUUGUACUAGACAUGUACUUGUACUAACAUUACAACUUCUCUGUAGCCCUCCUCUGCUGGCAGCUCAAAGCAGCUCAAGCCUCAAGGUGCUCUUUACUUUCAAAGGCACAUGUAAACGAUCAUAAGCAAACAGUUCGUUCAGCUGGGCAGGGGUAACCCAGGGGGAACUCAUCCUCUUCAUCAAGGUAAUGGUGGUGAUGACCCAAGGAUGACGCUGUGAGCUCACCUGUGGACCAUCUAUUACCUGACCCCAAUAAGGCAGGCCUGAGUGAGCAUAAAUUGGGAAAUACUAACAAGCAACACAUGCAUACACACACACACACACACACACACACACACACACACACACACACACACACACACACACACACACACACACACACACACACACACACACACACACACAUACACACACACACACACACACACACACACACACACACACACACACACACACUUUCAGCGUCUCAGCCUCUUUUAAGCCUCCUAGCCUCUUUUAGCCUCCUAGCCUCUUUUAGCCCCUAGCCGCUUUUAGCCCCCUAGCCUCUUUUAGCCCCCUAGCCUCUUUUAGCCUCCUAGCCUCUUUUAGCCCCCUAGCCUCUUUUAGCCUCCUAGCCUCUUUUAGCCUCCUAGCCUCUCUCAGCCUCUCAGCCUCUUUUAGCCCCUAGCCUCUUUUAGCCUGCUAGCCUCCUAGCAUCAUGAUGAUGCUGGAGCUGUCAUUACUCUGGAGGGCUGAAUGCACCACACUGUUGACACCAGGCCCCCCCAUAUCCCCACAUUCCCAGUUCACAUCCUAUUCUGGUUCCCACACCAGGAGUCGGUUUAGAGGACAUAACACUGACACUACACGUAACUGUAAUGGAUGCAUAAUAUUUAUUGUGCGCUGUAAAAUGCUGGCCACAGUUAGCUGUGUGUCUUUUGACCAACAGCAGUUUUUCAGAAAAAAAAA
This is a messenger RNA of Gadus morhua (Atlantic cod), 4391 nucleotides long. It is a transcript of the gene fbxl16, whose product is annotated as F-box and leucine-rich repeat protein 16. Gene Ontology annotation, cellular component: SCF ubiquitin ligase complex. Gene Ontology annotation, molecular function: protein binding. The coding region runs from base 334 to 1923 and encodes 529 amino acids. Gene Ontology annotation, biological process: SCF-dependent proteasomal ubiquitin-dependent protein catabolic process. Lineage: Eukaryota; Metazoa; Chordata; Actinopteri; Gadiformes; Gadidae. The transcript has 7 exons. The record is from RefSeq and is a predicted model, not a curated record.